Messenger RNA from Peronospora belbahrii, 1071 nucleotides. The record is from the annotation of a GenBank genome assembly. Lineage: Eukaryota; Oomycota; Peronosporomycetes; Peronosporales; Peronosporaceae.
AUGAAUUUAGAUGAUGGUAGCUCUCUGGUGACGAAAAUCUUUCGACAGUUUCCAUCGCAACACUCGGAUUUCAUUCACGAUAUGAGCUUUGACUUUUACGGCAAGCGACUUGCUACGUGUAGUUCGGACCGCAAGAUUAAAAUAUGGAAAGAGCUUGGGCAGGAAUGGCGUCUUGAGUAUGAAUGGAAUGCACAUCAGGCUAGUGUUUGGAAAGUAGAAUGGGCACAUCCAGAGUUUGGUCAGAUCUUGGCCUCGUGUUCCUUUGACCGUACGGUCUCGAUUUGGGAAGACCAGGGAAUGUAUUUGAAUAGUGGCAAUGUCUCCGUUUUGAGUGGAGAUGUGACGACCAUUAAUGGAGGAGUAAUGGCUUGUAUCAGUUCAGGAACAAAGGAUGGAUGGCGCAAUCAAGCGCAGCUGGUGGAUGCGAGAGACUCGGUCCACGACGUUAAAUUCGCCCCUAGACACCUGGGGCUGCGUCUCGCAACAGCGUCGGAAGACGGCUUUGUACGCAUGUACGAAGCAAUUGAUGUGAUGAACUUGUCGCACUGGCCGCUGCAGGAGGAAUUUUUAGCAGAUAAGGACGGGGCUACGUGUGUAUCGUGGAACAAGUCACGAUUCGAUGUGCCGAUGAUCGUUGCGGGUGGCAACAGUGAGGUGGCUAAGGUCUGGGGGUACAACAACUCGUACCGCAGGUGGCAGGUUGUCGCGGAGCUAGUGGGUCACACGGAUGCGAUCCAUGAUGUGUGCUGGGCACCAAAUAUGGGUCGCUCGUCACAUCUCUUGGCGACGGCCAGUAAGGAUCGCACGGUGCGCAUUUGGCGACUUACGAUUCAGGAAGAUGACCACCUGCAAGCAGAUGUGGAGGAAGUAGCGCGUAAGCAUCACCAUGACUCGGAAGUCUGGCGAGUGGAAUGGAACGUUACCGGUACAAUGCUGGCGUCCUCGGGUGAUGACGGUACUAUUCGUAUGUGGAAAAGCGACUUUGAGGGCAAAUGGGCUUGUGUUAACACUAUUUGCGGAGACUUAGGUUCUGCCGUAGCGCCACCGCCGAUGGACUUACGAACUAGUUAA